Sturnus vulgaris (Common starling) is the source of this 3146-nucleotide messenger RNA. The record is from RefSeq and is a predicted model, not a curated record. Lineage: Eukaryota; Metazoa; Chordata; Aves; Passeriformes; Sturnidae.
CCUGCAUCCUGCCAAAUGUUAGGAAUUAUUCUAACAACAGUUUUUGACCUUAGAGUAAUUUCUUUCAAUUCUUAAGAUUUGGUUUCAGUACUAAGCAAAAAAAAAAAAAAAAAAAAAAAAACAAGUAGUUUCACACUUGAGCUGCAGCAGGAAGAUGCAAUCACGGAUGUGGGUUCCAGUACACUGUUGUACAGGAGAACAGCACUGGUGGCAGAACUCUCCGCCAUGAAUCCAGAAGAGCAGAUUGUGACGUGGCUUAUUUCACUAGGAGUCUUAAAUUCCCCUAAGAAAAUAGUAGAUGAUCCGGAGGGGUUCCUGAAAACUUCUCUAAAAGAUGGAACUGUGCUCUGCAAACUCAUUAAUCGGCUUCUUCCGGGAUCUGCAGAAAAGUAUUGCCUGGAGCCUAAAAAUGAAGCUGAUUGCAUCAGUAAUAUUCAAGAGUUCUUGAAAGGCUGCGCACUUCUGAAAGUGGAGGUGUUUGAUCCACAUGAUUUGUACACAGGAGAUCAGUUCUCCAAGGUCCUGAGCACAUUAACAGCUGUAAAUAAAGCUACUGAAGAUCAGCUGUCAAAAGGGCCAUGUUCACAUCUGUCCUCUCUUAACUGCGUGGCUGGAGACCCCCCGAGUGAGUCGAGCGGCACAGCUUUCCAGGCAGCACGGCUGUUCCAGAGGCAGUCCAAGCCUGUGGAGAUGACCGAGAAUGGCAGUCAUCAGCUGGUGGUAAAGGCCAGGUUCAAUUUUAAGCAGACCAAUGAAGAUGAACUCUCUGUUAACAAAGGAGACAUUAUUUAUGUCACCCGAGUUGAAGAAGGGGGCUGGUGGGAAGGCACCUUGAAUGGAAAAACAGGCUGGUUCCCAAGCAACUACGUCAGAGAAAUCAAAUCUACCGAUAAACCACUCUCACCCAAAGCAUUAAAAGGGCUAGAAAACACUCAGCUGACAAAGAAUUAUUACCCUGCGGUGUUGCAAAAUAUUCUGGAAACAGAACGAGAUUAUGCAAAGGAACUACAGUCACUUCUGGGAACUUACUUAAGACCCCUCCAGUCUUAUGAUAAGCUCAGUGCCGGGGACAUUGCGGCAUUGCUGGGAAACAUGGAAGAAAUCUCUGCUUUUCAGCAAACACUGAACCAAGCCUUGGAAGAAGUUGCAAAGCUCCCUGAGAACCAGCAGCGUGUGGGAGGCUGUUUCGUGAACCUGAUGCCCCAGUUCCGCUCCCUGUACCUGACGUACUGUGCUAACCACCCUUCAGCAGUGAAUGUCCUCACACAGCACAGUGAUGAGCUGGAGAAGUUCAUGGAGAGCCAGGGUGCGGCCAGCCCAGGCAUUCUCAUCCUGACCACAAGCCUCAGCAAACCCUUCCUGAGGCUGGAUAAAUACGUGACACUGCUGCAGGAGCUGGAGCGGCACAUGGAGGAGGCGCAUGCAGAUCAUGAAGAUGUUUUGAAAGCAGUCACAUCCUUCAAGUCCCUUGUGUCGCAAUGCCAGGAGCUGAGGAAGAGGAAACAACUUGAGCUGCAAAUCCUUUCUGAAUCUAUCCAGCGCUGGGAAGGAGAGGACAUAAAAAUGAUGGGAAAUGUCAUCUACAUGUCCCAGGUUAUGGUGCAGUCUGGGGGAAGUGAGGAGAAAGAGGAGCGGUAUUUCUUGUUAUUUUCCAAUGUUUUGCUGAUGCUGUCUGCAAGCCCACGGAUGAGUGGAUUCAUCUAUCAGGGAAAGCUGCCUCUGACAGGAAUGACACUGACAAAGCUGGAAGAUGCCGAAGGGAAUGAGCACAUGUUUGAAAUCACAGGGAACGUGAUGGAGCGGAUCACUGUGUACUGCAGCAGCAGCCAGGACUUGCAUGAAUGGCUUGACCACUUGCAAAGGCUCACCAAAGGGACUUGCAGCACCAUCUCCAAAACACAGUCCUGGAGCCCUCACUCGACAUUUAGUUCAGCUGGGCAGAUCCGUGGGCCUCUGGAACCCCCCAAAAUCCUCAAGCCCUGGAGCUUGAGCUGCCUCCGUCCUGCUCCUCCACUCAGACCAUCAGCAGCACUGAGUUACAAAGAGAGGCUGUCUUAUAUCUUAAAGGAUUGCAGCAAAAGUCCAAAAACAAUGAAGAAGUUUCUUCCAAAAAGGAAAACUGAGAGAAAACCAUCUGAUGAAGAGUUUGUUAUUCGGAAAAGUACUGCUGCGCUGGAGGAGGAUGCUCAGAUCCUGAGGGUGAUUGAAGCAUACUGUACUGGGGCAGGCUUCCAGCAAGCUCUCAGCUCAGGCUCUCGUAAAGACUCCAUCCCUCAAGUCCUUCUUCCUGAGGAAGAGAAAAUCAUCAUAGAGGAAACACAAAGCAAUGGCCAGACAGUCACGGAGGAAAAAAGCCUUGUUGACACAGUUUAUGCACUGAAAGAUGAAGUCAAAGAGCUGAAGCAGGAAAACAAAAGGAUGAAACAGUGUUUGGAGGAAGAGCUUAAAUCCAGGAAGGACUUGGAGAAGCUGGUGAGAAGGCUGCUGAAGCAGACAGAUGAGUGUGGCAGGGAGGACGUAGGGCGCAAAUCAUCCCUGAUCGCCUAAAUUCAUGGAGAAGCUGCUGGCAGUGGUGUGUGACCUCAGGUGUAUUUUUGGGAAGUGGAACUGGAUCCUUUGCCUCUUCUUGCUCCUUAUUUUGUUGGUUAGGGGUAUUUUGUUACCAAAAAAAGAGAGAAAAAAAAAAAGAGAAAAAGAAAAAAUUGGUUUUCUUCCAUCCAGUAAGGAAAUAAAGCAGAAACAAUCAAUCACAACUGAACCAGUAAGCAAGUGGUCCAUGAUUCACAAUUCAUCUGCAGCAAAUAAUACCUCAUUGUACCUGCUACUGGGAGCAAAUACAAACUCUGCUGGUGAUUGUUGCUCACAAAAGCUUGGUCAGCAGUUUCCUAGAAGAAGCUUAAGCACUUUUUAAUGCUUUCAUUCUUUCCAAAAGCACUAGUACCUAUUUAUUGAAUGAAAACAUUACUGAGGUGGCAUUGAGCAGAAACCAAAAAAGCACCAUGCUUCUCUUUUCAGAUAGUCACAACUGGGGAAGCUUUUCCCAUCCAUCAUCUUUUUCCUUAUUAGUUGACUGUAGCGAAUUUGAGCCCAGCAAUACUGUGGUUCCUGUGGCCUUGAUACUGAUUAAAAUGUGCAAUUAACAUGAA